CGGAAGAGCUGCCGCAAAGUGGAUUGCGCACGUUCAUGACGGAAGUGAAGGGUCGUCUAAAAACUGCAGGCUUUGUGUUAAAAGCAACGUAGUGAAAAUGAAGUUAUUAUUCGGUGUCUUAUGACUUUGACGUCGUUUUCCUUCUCCGUGCUAUCAGACAUUUUGAAAGAAUUCACAUCCUUUUGAAGGGUUUUAUUCAGGUGCAAUUGAUAAACAUUUUCAUACUCUGUCGCUGUUUGUUUUGACUUCUACGGUGGUAAAAAUUCCGACAAAAGCCCACUUAACUAAACAGGCUAUAUUUUCUCUCUUGACCGGAAUGAAAGAUUAAACUGCAGCAUUGAUCAGCCACAUAUGGCUAAAAUAUCAUUUAGCUGUUUUAAACAGUGGCGAGAUAUAUUGUAUCUUUGUUUUAUAUCUCAGUGGAAACGCUACCACAAGGACCGUGCAACCUUUUCAAAAUUCUUUUUCAUGAGUACAGAGUCCAGUUGUUUAGGAAAGAGACUAAAAUUGGACAUAAACAACAAGAGACCCUUCAUUGCUGCAGCAGCAGGGCUUACUUUGUUAAAUAAGACUUCAAAUCAAGGAAAUACUGUGAAUAAAGACUACCAACCGGAAGCAUCUGAUGCAUUAAGUAAACAAAAGCAAAGGCUGAAAAUGGAUAUACCAAAAGCUAUCAAGUCUGAAGAUUCAGAAGCUGAGAGUUCUGGGAAACAAACAACCAUGAUUAAUGCAUCUCACAUAUCCGAAACCAUGAACAAAGUGAAACAAACUGGGCAGAAAAUUGAUGACUCCUCUGAAGUGAAAGAUCUUGAUAAAAAACGUGCAGAUAGACCUGAAGAAUCAACACAAACAGCAGACAAAGAAGUAUCCCAGAUCUUGUAUAUAGGCACUGUAGAUGAAGACUGCAACACACAAUCUAAGGAAGUUGAAAAUAUUGACACACUGUUUGUCAGUCACUCCUCUUCAGACUGUUCAAUAGCCACUAAAUCAAACCUUGAUCAACAAGAUGUGGAAAUGAAUAGUCUAGAAAGUCCUUUCAGUUGCCAAGAAGAACCUGCUUGUAAUUUCUUUAUAACUGAAGGACAAGAACAGUGCAAGAGCAAAGAUGAAUCUAAUUUUAUUAGUAAUACUGGCAAUUUAAUGUGCAAAACAAACAGUGAAAUUCACACAGUUGGAAAAGACAAACUACAGUCGAGUUCUAACAGAAACAACCAUGAAAGCAGGACAUUUUCAGAGGGGAAUGAGAAUGCAAGUCCUUUAGCAACGGAUACUGGGACAUCCAAGAAUUCUGGAAAACGAGAACCAAAAAUUACUGAUUAUUUUCAAAGAAAACAACCAGAAUGUGGCUCGCUACCAUGUGAUUUCAAAGACCGGAAACGUGUGAAAGUGCCAAAUAAUGGAGGGUCAGCAUCUCCUGAUGCAAAAUGGCUUGGAACACCUAUCAGUGAACUAUGGAGAAUGCCAGAGUGUGGGCAUAUUCUUCCACACCUAAAAAGUUCUUCAACUCAUACUGUGAUGAUAAGGACAGACUUGCUAAGAGAAAGUGGUGUCCCUGUGCCUUAUCCCACUAAGUACAAAGAUUCUUGGGAUGAUUCUAAUGUAAAAAUGCCUUGUUCAGAUAAGAACCUUUAUCCAGUUGAAAAUGAGGAUGGAAAUUCCAUGCUGCAAAGUCGAUGGGAUCUCAUCCAAAAUGCUCUUCAAAACCGAUUCAGUAGCUCCUUGGAUUUGAUGGAUGCAAUAUUAAGAUACAGUGCAUCACAUUGUAAGAAAUGGGACUUCACUGCCCUACAUUUGCUUUGCACAGAGGAUCUUGAUGAUGCUGAAGUUCGCCAUUUGUUUGAAUCGCUUCUUCCUGACAUGGUGAAUUUAGCUAUCAGACUACCAAAGCUAUGUACACAGCCGAUACCAUUGCUUAAGGCAAAGAUGAAUCACUCAAUCACAAUGUCACAAGAGCAAAUCUCUUGCCUUCUUGCUAAUGCCUUCUUUUGUACCUUUCCACGCCGCAGUUCCAGGAAAUCAGAGUAUUCAAAUUAUCCAGAAAUAAAUUUCAACAGAUUAUUUGAAGGAUCAGCAACAAAAAAGAGAGAAAAACUCAAGACGCUCAUUUGCUAUUUUAGAAGAAUUACUGAGAAGAAACCUACUGGACUUGUGACAUUUACGAGGCAAAGUCUUAGCAGUUUUCCAAAAUGGGAAAGUUCUAAAACUCUGCUUACACGGUUGCAUAUUACUAGUGAAGGCACUAUUGAGGACCAGGGUUAUGGUAUGCUCCAGGUUGACUUUGCUAACAGAUUUGUUGGUGGCGGAGUCACUGGAUCAGGCUUAGUGCAAGAAGAAAUCCGCUUUAUUAUUAAUCCUGAACUUAUUGUUUCUCGACUUUUCACUGAAGCUUUGGAGCAAAAUGAAUGCCUUAUCAUCACAGGUGUUGAGAGAUUCAGCAACUACAAGGGCUAUGCAGAGUCAUACAGGUGGUCCGGAAGCUAUAAUGAUGACACUUUAAGGGACAAUUGGCAGAGAAGAUGUACUGAGAUUGUGGCAAUCGAUGCCUUAAAAUUCAGGCGCUUCCUCGAACAGUUCACACCUGAAAAAAUUAGAAGAGAGUUAAAUAAAGCAUAUUGUGGUUUUGCACGACCAAGUGAAAAAAGUAAAAAGCUGCCUGCUGUGGCUACUGGAAACUGGGGAUGUGGAGCUUUUGGAGGUGAUACUCGAUUAAAAGCUCUUCUUCAGAUUAUGGCAGCUGCAGAGGCUGGAAGGGAUGUUGCAUAUUUUACUUUUAAUGAUACUCAACUUAUGAAAGAUGUCCAUGAGAUGCACACAUUUCUAACCCAAAGAAAAGUUACUAUUGGAAUUAUUGCACAGCUGCUUGAUCAGUACUGUAAUAAUGUAUGCAGGAACUGUCAUACACUCAAACCAGAUGUUAGUCUGUAUGCCUUCAUUUACGACUCUCUGGAUUCGUAUUCAGCUUCCACAGAUAGUGAGGAAGACAUGGCUAAACCAAGAGGAUGCAAAGAAAACAUUUAAUCAUAGUGUUUAAAUUUGGUUGAAAAUAUUCUUUAUAAAAAUCCUUUUUGUCAUUGAGUAUGUUAGUCAUGGACUAUGUUUAUAAGUUAUGUUUAAAAAAGAAACUAUAUGUAUAAUUAAUUUGUUUUCAAUCUUGGGUAACAUGUUUCAUUAUUUGUUGAUCAGUUUCCCUCAAUAUUCAGACUUUUUCAGUACUACCAAAAUAUAUAUAUGUGUCUGCCCAAAACAUUUAUUUCUUAGAUAUCUUGUUAAGUAGAAUUACUGCUAUUUAAAUUGAAUUUACACACACAUUAGUAAUACUUGUUCACUUUUGCUACUUGCUCACAAACCUUGAAUAGAAUGGGAUAAGAAGAAAAUGCACAGAAAAGUAAAAUAUAUUGUAAGUUUAUUCAUUGUAAUAUUCUCUUGUUUAUUCAGUUCUCUGAUUAUGGCCGGUUGACAUUUUUCCUUAUCAUAUUGACAGAUUCAGCUGAAAAAUUGGCUUCUUUUUCCAUCAGAAAUUGCAAAGUUUAAAAUAUUUUUUUUUUGGUCUUAAGUUCAUUGUUUUCUCAUAGAAUAUUCAAGAAGUUCUGUUAAAUUAUCUAAAUUAAACUGAAGCCACCUCCCCCCAAUUCAAAGUUAGUAAUCUAAUUAGAUUACUAUAUUUUAGGACCUACCAUGUUAUAAAAACGUACUGGUCUUGUCAUGGGGACUACCUAGUCAUUGACAGAGGACUGUCCAUUCAGGAUCUCAUCGUUUUUUGUAGAGGAUGCUCCUUUGAAAAUAAGAAUUAGUAGAGUUAAGUAAACUAAAAUCUAUCAAUAAAUACAUUUAGUUAGAAAACCUUGGAUAGAACAACUUGGCUGAUUUUACCUAAUAUGCCGGCCACUUAGUUAAUUCUAAACGGCCAGUAUAAGUAAUCUGCAUUCUGUCUAAAUGAGUCAGAAUACUCAUUUGCAGUCUUUUCAAAGGAUAAUUUCAUUCCCAGUGCUCAAACUCUGGAUUUAUUCUUGAGAGCAGGAUUGAUCAUUGGGAUUCCCUUGUUAUUACAUUUUGGCCUAUUAUUUGCAGAAUAUGUCACUUGACACGUCCACUUCCAUAGGCCCUGGCUGUUAGACAGGAUGGGGCUUCUAAAUUCCCAGUGACCCCACAUACACACAAUAAUUAAUAGUGUUUCCAUCUUUUGCCACUGUGGCGCCUAUUCGUAUUUUAUUUUUACCUUGAUUAGUGCCUUUUUCAUGAAUCAACCCAUGACUAACCAGGUGUUUUUGUGACACUGUUGUAACAUGCAAGUAUGUUUAAGAAAGUUUAAACAUGUAAACAGUAUAUAGUAAUUUGAUUAUUUCACUUUGGUGAUUCAAGUAACAUAAAGUUUAAUAAAAGAAUAUAUGUGUAUAAACAAUGAAAUAUUUUAUGCAGUUCUUUAUACCUGAAUUUAUAUUCUUUUUACAGAAACAUCUAAAUAAUUUCCUCAGUAUAGGCUAUUAAAAAUGUGGGAGUUUGUAAAGAGUCCCCAAUGCUCUUUUCAGCAUUAUCAAAUUGGUUAGCAGACUGGACAUUCUGGUUUGUUAAUGGAAAUUUAUUCUUAAAGUACAAAUUAACAGUUUGUUUGGAUUAAAUCUGUAUCCUUCAAGUAUUUUAAUAGUAAAGUUUUUUUCACAUUUUAUGUUCAGAUGUAUUGUUCUUGUACAGUAUAUAAUACAAAUCCAUGCAACAUAUAAAACAGUAUGUAAAGUUUGACAUCAUCCAAAUUUGCUAAAUUCUUUCAAAUUAUUUGAGGUUUGUAAUAAGAACAUUCAUUAAUUUUGUAUAAUGUUAUUGUAAGUUGCAUUACGUUUUUUAUUAUAGUUGAAAGAUUAUAUUUUUUAAAUUUAUCUUUAUUUUACAACUUUUUUCCUAUACUCUCCUCAGUAUCUCCUUAUUCCAAUGUGUUUUGCACUUGCUUUUUUAAAGCAAUAAAAAUAUAUAUUAAAAACACUAUUGUAUUAAUUCAGCUUUUAGGAUUGGAUGGACAACACAUUUUGCUUCUCCAGAGGCUAUAGCUGUAUUAUCUUUUAAAGAAAAAUAGUGUAAAAUAAACAUACUAAAGUAGUUUUUGCUUUUAUGAUUUAGCUAGUUUUUCUCCUCAAAUGCUUGUCCAAAUUAUGUAUAAAUUGAGUAACUGCUGUGGUUUCCAAUUUUUAUGCAGCUAUGUUAAAAUGAUUUAUUUAUUUGACAUAAUUUUACAUAAAAACUUGAAACUAAACCUAACUACAAUUAGCUCCGAAAUCCUUUUUUAAAUGUUCAUUACAAAAUAUUUUUUUCCUCAGCGUCUGCUUAAUACAUCUCACAACAUGGAAGCAACUAUGGGAUAAUAUGGCUAUUUUGUUUUUUUUUCUGUAGAUUUCAGGAUAAUUUCUUUCAGCUCACAUUCUGUUUAGAUCUGAUAAUAUCUGAUUGAUCUUUUCUCAAUUAAUUAAUACUUUGUUUCAAAAAAUUUAAAAUCACAAAGACAAUUGAAUUGGUGAUUCUUUUAAGUUUUGCUAUAUUUUUUUUUAUAUCUCUGUAUUAUUUACAGUAUGUGGCACUUUGAAUUUUCUUUGAAAAGCAUGAGUAUACUCUACUGGUGUAUUACAUUACUGCAAUAUAAAAUGGUGGUGCUGUUUUCCCUGAAAAAAAAAAUCUGAAAAGUUGUCCGUUAUGUGUUUAUAUACCUCACGGAAAAUAAAGGAUCUAAUUACCAA
Molecule: messenger RNA, 5720 nt
Organism: Erpetoichthys calabaricus (reedfish)
Lineage: Eukaryota; Metazoa; Chordata; Cladistia; Polypteriformes; Polypteridae
Gene: parga
Product: poly (ADP-ribose) glycohydrolase a
Exons: 20
Coding region: 352-3018 (888 amino acids)
Biological process (GO): nucleotide-sugar metabolic process; carbohydrate metabolic process; regulation of DNA repair
Cellular component (GO): cytoplasm; nucleus
Molecular function (GO): poly(ADP-ribose) glycohydrolase activity
Source: RefSeq, a predicted model, not a curated record